This is a messenger RNA of Populus euphratica (Euphrates poplar), 2369 nucleotides long. Its product is annotated as transmembrane 9 superfamily member 3-like. The record is from RefSeq and is a predicted model, not a curated record. Gene Ontology annotation, biological process: protein localization to membrane. The coding region runs from base 186 to 1964 and encodes 592 amino acids. NCBI's taxonomy places the organism in Eukaryota, Viridiplantae, Streptophyta, Magnoliopsida, Malpighiales, Salicaceae. The transcript is spliced from 8 exons. Gene Ontology annotation, cellular component: membrane.
AACAACUCUCCUAAUCUCUUUCUUGUUAUUUGAGGAAGGCCUCAUUUUUGACACGAAAUAAAACCAUUUUAGAUUUGUUGGAGCCACAGCCUAUGAAGUCUCCAUCUUUAUAAAUCUCUCUCCUCUCUCUCUUUCGAUAACUCUCUAACUCUCUCUUCUCUUUUUGUGAGUUACAGUGAUAGAAAAUGGAGAAGAAACUAGUGCCUUGUUUGGUUUCAUUUGUUUUGAUAUUGUGCAGCGUGUCUCAUGUUAGAUCAGAUGCAUCUGAUCAUCGUUACAAAGUUGGAGAUGAUGUCCCUCUCUACGUUAACAAGGUUGGGCCUUUUCACAAUCCCAGUGAAACAUACCGCUACUUUGAUCUGCCUUUCUGCUCAUCAGGUCCCACAAAGGACAAGAAGGAAGCCCUUGGUGAAGUGUUGAAUGGAGAUCGUUUAGUCACUGCCCCAUACAAACUCGACUUUUUAAAUGACAAGGAUUCUGAAGUUGCUUGCAAAAACACGCUGACAAAGGAACAAGUUGCUCAGUUCCGAGAAGCAGUUUCCAAGGACUACUACUUCCAAAUGUAUUAUGAUGACUUGCCCAUUUGGGGUUUCUUAGGGAAAGUUGACAAGGAAGGCAAGAAUGACCCUAGUGAAUACAAAUAUUACCUGUUUAAGCAUCUUCACUUUACCAUCUUUUACAACAAGGAUCGUGUCAUUGAGAUCUCUGCGCAAUCUGAUCUGAACAAUGUUGUGGACCUUACUGAAGAUAAAGAAGUCAAUGUGGAGUUCAUGUAUUCAGUUAAAUGGAAGGAAACAGAUAUAACAUUUGAGAAAAGGAUGGACAAGUAUUCACAAUCUUCUUCACUUCCUCAUCACUUGGAAAUUCAUUGGUUCUCAAUUAUUAACUCGUGUGUGACAGUUCUCCUCUUGACUGGUUUUCUUGCCACAAUUCUCAUGCGAGUCCUGAAGAAUGAUUUUGUCAAAUAUGCUCAUGAUGAGGAGUCAGCUGAAGACCAAGAAGAGACUGGGUGGAAGUACAUCCAUGGUGAUGUAUUUAGAUAUCCAAAGUAUAAGUCUUUGCUUGCAGCAGCAGUUGGCUCUGGCACCCAGCUGUUUACCCUUACAAUUUUCAUUUUCGUGCUUGCUCUAGUUGGUGUUUUUUAUCCUUACAAUCGUGGAGCUCUAUUUACUGCACUGGUUGUCAUAUAUGCUCUGACAGCCGGGAUUGCAGGCUACACGGCAGCCUCUUUCUUUUGCCAACUGGAAGGAAAAAAUUGGGUCAGGAACCUGUUGCUAACUGGAGCCCUGUUUUGUGGUCCUCUGUUUCUCACCUUUUGCUUUCUUAAUACCGUUGCAAUUGCAUAUAGUGCCACUGCAGCAUUGCCAUUUGGAACAAUAGUGGUGAUAUUUCUUAUAUGGGCUCUGGUAACAACACCAUUGCUGGUACUGGGUGGGAUUGCAGGGAAGAAUAGCAAGGCUGAGUUUCAGGCUCCUGUCCGCACCACUAAAUAUCCCAGAGAGAUUCCUCAGUUGCCUUGGUAUCGGAAAACACUUCCUCAGAUGGCCAUGGCAGGAUUCUUGCCUUUCAGUGCAAUCUAUAUUGAACUUUACUACAUAUUUGCCAGUGUUUGGGGUCACAGGAUCUACACCAUAUACAGCAUCUUGUUCAUUGUCUUCAUCAUUCUGUUGAUUGUCACUGCUUUUAUAACAGUGGCGUUGACAUAUUUCCAACUUGCUGCUGAAGACCAUGAGUGGUGGUGGAGGUCGUUCCUUUGUGGUGGAUCAACUGGAUUGUUCAUUUAUGGCUACUGCUUGUAUUACUACUAUGCAAGAUCAGAUAUGUCAGGCUUCAUGCAAACCUCCUUUUUCUUUGGCUACAUGGCCUGUGUUUGCUAUGGGUUCUUCCUCAUGCUUGGCUCUAUUGGGUUCCGUGCCUCCUUGUUUUUUGUCCGCCACAUUUACCGUUCAAUCAAGUGCGAAUAGCAAGCCAUAUCAUCUUCAGUAUGUUCAAAGGGUGAAGCAGCGGUUGGCUGGGAAAUCUGCUCCUGGAUCGAUGGAGUUCUCUGUCACUACUUUUGAGAAUGCGGGCACAUCACAUGUAGGACUUUUAAGAUCUUUUGUAGGAAGGGAUUGUGUAGGACUUUAGAAUGCAGUUGAUGAUUUGUAAGCACAAGCUGUCUGUUUUGAGUCUAUUGUAAGCUAACGCCGUUAUUUAACAGAGAACAAGUGCCCCAUUGCUGGCAAUGGCGAGUCUCAGACAAUGACAGCUAUGGUUAUAUAAUGGUAACGGCCGUUAUUGUAAAAAUAACUGGUCAAUGACGGACUACUCGCUCAUAUGAUUGUUGUCUUUGCAUUUUGGGUUCAAGUUUCACACCACCUCUUCUGAUA